Oncorhynchus tshawytscha (Chinook salmon) is the source of this 3672-nucleotide messenger RNA. RefSeq lists its product as uncharacterized. The transcript has 8 exons. NCBI's taxonomy places the organism in Eukaryota, Metazoa, Chordata, Actinopteri, Salmoniformes, Salmonidae. The record is from RefSeq and is a predicted model, not a curated record. Gene Ontology annotation, cellular component: membrane. The coding region runs from base 2 to 1594 and encodes 530 amino acids.
UAUGGACCAGUUAUUCUCGUCAGUUUCAUUCACCAUGGCGAUGCUCAGCGUAACAGUGCUCACCAUCUUGUGGCUUGGGCAGUCAGCCAGGGUGGUUUGGACUCAGGGCCCUCUUCCAGCCCCCUCGCUCUCUUUCUACCGCCCCCGUUUUGGCAGCAACAUCCAACUUUUCUCAGACGUGGAGCUGAUCUGCACGCUUCCGACAAACGUUAGAUUGCCAAUAACUGUCUCUUUUAGCUGGGACAACCAAUCCCUCUCUGCAAUACAUUCCCUCACUAUACAAAACAGAGAUGAUGUCAGGUUCACCACGAAAGCCAUUGCAGCCAAUGAGGGGAUCUACGUAUGCUGGUACAAUGCCAGCAAUACUGGAGACGUGUCGGGGAAAAGCAAUCCAGCCAACCUUACCAUCUCCUCUCUUCCAGGGCCAAUUUUGGUGGUGCCCGCCUUCAUACCCAUCGGAGGAAACUACACCAUCAGCUGCCAAACUACCACCCGCUUCCCCAACAGAACCCUGGCCCUUUACUACAGACAGCUGCCUGUUACUGUGGGAAACGAGAUCUUUAAGUUUAUGGGGUCAGCGGCCCUUCUUGACAGCCACGAUUCCAUCACACUGACCAGGUGGCUAGUGGACAGCACAGAAAAUUUCGAGGGUGUCUGCAGACUAGAGAUUGUGGACUUCAACCAGCAUAUUUACCUCUCUCCUCCUUCCAGUUCCCUCCCAGCUAUUGCAGAGGAGGCGCCUCUCCGUCUUGUGCCCCAGUAUCAGGGCUCCAAGUGCCUGGGACAACUGGAGGUGCAGGUCAGAGGCAGCUGGGGCCCUGUGUGCCAACAGAUAGAAAGCUGGAACCGGGCAAUGGGUAUCGUGGUUUGUCGAGAGCUGGGCUGUGGGACACUAUCUUCCGUCUCGACGAAGCAAGACUACAACCAUAAGGUUGACUUCUCCAUCGGUUCCAUAUUGUGCAGAGGAAGCGAGGGACGACUCAGGGAGUGUCAGAUUGAUGAGGUGCAGCCCCUUUGUAACUCAAGGAAGGGGGUGAAAAUGGUUUGCUCAGAUGCUCUGCCAACUACUAAGAUCUCAGUCACAGGCUACAGAGAGGUAUCGAGAGUCGACAUCAGUGAUGAGCACUCGUUGGAAUUGUCCUGCAUGUUCAAUGCCCCUUGGUUUGGUACGGAAAAGCUUUUCAUGGACUUGACGAGGGUCUCCAUAGAUUCGUACAUUAACACAAUCGACAACGUGCAAAUCGCCUCAGGAGAGGAGAUGAGGACCAUGCUUCAUGCGCCUGUCUUAUCAGGAGAGUAUGCCUGUAGAAUUAGAGGGUCUGAACAGACUGUGUCCUCAGUGAGGAUCUUCGUGAGCAAAUGGUACAAACCAAAUGUUGGACUCAUCAUCACGGCUCUCCUCACAACCGUAUCUGGAGCAGCCAUAUUAGUGUAUAUGUGUGUCUAUCGUGUCCAGAAGGGGGAGACAGCAAAUGCUGUCACUUCUCAAGGGGUGUCCACAGCUGACCCAGAGGCCUCACCAGGAAUGGAGAGAGUGUCUAGAAACAUGCAGGAAGCCCCGCCCGAAAAUCUCCAUACAAUCCCUAUGCAGUAAACUUUUUGUGUAUUUACAAUUAAAUAAAACGUAUGGGCCUGUCUGAAACGUCACCCUAAACCUUUUAUAUAAGGUAGUGUCCUACUUUCUACCAGUCAUGUGGCUCUGGUGAAGAAGUUGUGCACAGCCCACUGGGCACACACUGGUUGAAUCAAUGUUGUUUCCAUGUCAUUUCAGUGAAAUUAUGUUGAACCAACGCGGAAUAAACACUUAAUUUACGUCUGUGCCCAGUGGGGAGUAGGGUGACAUUUGUCAUUUGCCCUAUAGGUGUUUCCUCACAAAACUAAAACAAAAAAAUACCAUGAUUUUGGGGAUUUUCACUCAAAUUACUCCACGAACUUAUUAAUGUUCCAAAGUGGGUUCUCUGCUAGUUGUAACGUUAUGGCCCAUUUUAUACAGAGAAAUUGGCUUGGUAGGCAAUGUAGCCAAUCACAGCCCUCCUUGGACAUCCUGCAAAGCACCAACACAGAGGGCGACCAUUUUUUAUACAUUUUCACAUUCACUGUGUUGGUGAUGCUUACAAAUUGGAUCAUCACUUUAAAAGUAGCAGAGAUCCCACUCUUGAAUGUUGAUAUGUCUGUAGAGCAUAUUAUGUUCAACAAUAAAUAGAAUACUUAGCUCAAUCAAAAAUGUGAUCUUUUCAAUAUGCACAUUUACAUUUUUCAAUAUUUAUACAUUUAUGUGAGAAAUGUGUUAUUGAAAUCAAAAUACUACUCAUAUUACAGAGCAAGGGGAGAAGCUUCACACCAACAAUUGCUUUAUAGCACCUACAGAUGAAACAUGGAGUCUUAAAGGAGGCCUGGGUUAGGCCAAAGUGUCAUAGAAUAUUCUAACUUCAAUGAAUUAUUUCCCAAUGAUCUUUUGUGUCAAAUAUAUGUCAACAAUCUUUCCUUCAACAGGUCCUUCUAUGGAUUAAAUGUUGUGAAAAUCGUGGUCUUUUUUUGUUCUAGUAGCAUGAGGAACCACUACUACAGUAUGUCUGUGAUUAUGCUUCUGUAAUGCAAUCUAAUAAGACUGUCUUGAGGAGGACAGGAAGUCAUAAAUAGUUCAAUCAAACUCAAUUGUUGUGUAGGAAAUGAACGUGAGAUAAAACAGUGGGUCUUAACUUUGGAUGUUGCCUUUAAUUAUGUGUUUGAUGUGUCCCUUCAUAAGACAAUGACCGGUAACUAACUGGGUUUUUGAGAGCUUGUUGUAUUCGGCAAAUGAUCAGUACUUUAUUCAUACGAAUAAUCAGUUAUCAGUUUAAUGUGGUUGAAUACUCUGAAAUUCCAAAGUGCUCAACAUUGUAGUUUCAUUUGAUCAAAGGAUGUGCUAGAUGGUGCCAGAGAUGUAUGUGAAGCCCACACAAUUCAGAAAAAAGACAACAAAAAUUAAAAUAAAUGUAAGAGACAGCAGGCAGUGAUUAUAGAUCUCAGAUUCAUUUAAUUUGUUAUUUUUUUUAUGUUAAAAAGUCAAUUGACACAAAUUAUGUAGGUUGUUGAGAAAACUUUGACAAAUAAAUCUGGUCGCAACAUCGUUUCAUUCCAAUGGUCAUAAAAAGCUAAACCAAGCACAGAAGAAAACUAUUUACAGGAAACCUCUCUAAAAUGUAAACCUCUGACAACAAUGUAUUUCCUUUAGAGUUAUGCGAGUGAAGAUUGACUACAGGCUCUUCUGUAUGGCUACUUCAGUACACUAUGAAAGAGACAGGUCAUGUGUUCGUAACGAGGCCUAUUUCUGUUUACGAGAACACAUGACAUAAUCGCUUUCAUAUCAUUCAUAAAUCACCUUAAAGAAAUAUGAGGGUAUUCCCACAAGGGUGGGAGUGUUUUCUCCGUUCAGCUGCCAAAUCAGCAAGUGUCCAUAGUUGAUUGAUUAUGUCCAUGGCACUGCCGCCUACGAGUGUGACGCUAGAACAAUAUGCCCAACAACCACUGAUGCAUUUAGAUGCAACAUACAAGCUGACAAAGAUACAAGGAGGAUCCCGAGCAAGCUUUCUUUAUAGCUGGUUUAAACUUUUUCCUCAAGAGUUUACUCUUUUUUUUCUCUUUUUUUCUUCCUAUUCCUUAUUCGUCAGUGCAGAAAGAUAGGAAUGUAGG